Ictalurus punctatus (channel catfish) is the source of this 2490-nucleotide messenger RNA. It is a transcript of the gene lrit2, whose product is annotated as leucine-rich repeat, immunoglobulin-like and transmembrane domains 2. Gene Ontology annotation, molecular function: protein binding. The record is from RefSeq and is a predicted model, not a curated record. Bases 36 to 1712 code for a protein of 558 amino acids. The transcript has 3 exons. NCBI's taxonomy places the organism in Eukaryota, Metazoa, Chordata, Actinopteri, Siluriformes, Ictaluridae.
UGCUCCUCACUCCGUCCUCCUCCUGCACUGCGAGCAUGUUCUCCACAACGCUAACCGCACUGUUCCUUUUACAUCGGUUCUACUCAGCCGUCGGGUUCUGCGUGACGGGAUGCUCCUGCACUGAAGACAGCGCUGGAAGAUCUUUAUUAUGUAUGCAAACUGCUUUAGGAUCAAUUCCUGAGAACCUCCCUGGAGAUUUGAUCAAAAUCAGAAUCGAGAAUUCGCACCUCACAGAAAUCCCUGAAAGGACUUUUUACACAGUCAGUGCCUUGGAGUCGCUGUGGCUGAACUUUAACACCAUCACGCUGAUGAACAUUAAGAGCCUUGAAGGCCUGUAUAACCUGACUGAACUCCGACUGGAAGGAAAUAAACUCAGAACGAUACCGUGGAUGGCCUUUCAGGACACGCCCAAACUCAAAAUCCUGGAUCUGAAGCACAACCGGCUGGACGUGCUGCCGGAAUUCGCGUUACGCCACCUGUCCUCACUGACCUAUUUAGAUUUAUCCUUCAAUCAGCUUACGGUGAUAUCCCUGGAUGUUUUUCUCAACUGGCCUCGCUAUCAGGUACAAAAGCCCAGCAGGAGGGAGGACAGUGAUGCUAACGUCGUAUUAGCGUUGCAUGAUAACCACUGGCUGUGCGACUGCCGACUCAAAGGCUUUGUCGACUUUGUCAAAUCCGUCAGUCCGCCCAUCAUUUUGAUGAACUCCUACCUGUCCUGUUCAGGUCCAAAAUCUAAAGCUGGGAGGUUUUUUCAUGACGUCGAGUUGAGGAAUUGUCUGAAGCCGGAAAGUUCUACCCCUGACGCUAACGUCACGGCAGUGCUAGGGUCCAACACGACGCUGAGGUGCUUUGUGAAGGCGAGGCCUGAUGCGGUGGUUCGAUGGAGCUACAGUCUAAAAGCCAUCAGAGGUUUCACAGUUUCUCAGUCGCAGGUGAACGAGGAUACGAUCAUCUCGGCUUUAAUAAUCCCGACAGUCCGCUCAUCCGAUCACGGCCUCUACAAAUGCAGCGCCAGCAACUUCAUCGGGAAUUCCUCCGUUAGCAUCCAGCUCAACAUCUUGAACUCCAACGUUUCCUUUGCGAUGUCCCCGGGCUUUCCUCUACCCUCCGUCAACGAAAACAUUUACAUCGAUAUACGAAUCGCCAAGCAGACCGUGUACGGUAUAACCAUCGAGUGGUAUGCGGUGACGGAGAAUCCCUCUGAAACGUGGUUCACUGUCCAUUUCGGUCGCUACGAUUCUCCAAAGAAAGAGGCUCUGUACGUCGGCCCAGGCAUCAACAAGUACACCGUGAGCGACCUUGAACCAGCCACAAAGUACGAGGUGUGCGUCUCGCUGAAGAAUCAGUCGCCUCGUCCUGAGCAGUGUAUUGUUUUCGUGACGGGGAGCAGCACGAACGAACUGGAGCAGCGUGAACGACUCAUCCACAUUAUUGUGAUCGUUUGCGCCAUGGUGCUAGCGGUUCCUGCGGGAAUGUUCGCCUGCACCACCAACACCAGGAUCAGCUGCAUGGAUCGCUGCAUUCAGGUCUGCAGCAGGAAUCGGGAAAAGAGAGACGCAAAGGACUCGCAGGAAAACGACAGGCAGGGAACGUUCGACAGUCUCCAGACGGCCAGCGACGAAGGACUCUGCAGAGAUUCGGGAAAAGAGAAGAAAUGGAGACGGCGCUCAGAAGACAAAGUGCAGAAGGCUAACAGCGCACAGCUCUACUAACCAACAUGGUGGAUCGAUUUAUAUAAACUGACUCACAAGCAGUUCAGUCAUAAAAUACUGACGCACCAGCUGAGAACUCUCUGAAUGGGCGUGGCUUAAUAUUCUAACGAGCACUCUUAAUUGACAGCAUUGCACUUUUUAAAACUUACAUACGCCGACCUACUCAAUCAGAAGGCUAUGCUAGCUAGAUUAGCGUUUGUUUGCUAGCUCACUAAACUGCCGUGUGGGUGGAACUUGCAGCAUCUGCCUUAUGAUUGGUCAGAAAGCUUGCACAUGCUUUAUCCCAAACUAGGGAACCCCGCCUACUUUCCAACUAACAAGCAAGAAAAUCUAGUUUUAAGAUGUUUUGCUGUAGCUCUGAAGUUCUCUGGAGGAAUGUGUGACAUUGGGUUUUUAUAAAUUAUACAUACAACCAUACUCUGUAAAGUAGAGUCUGUAAUAUCCAGAUGAAUUUAUCCACUGUGUCAUCGAAUAAGAAAUCAAAUGCUAGACAGGCCACGCCCACAAGAGACAAACUUGAUGUAACAUUGACGUGGCAGUGGUGGCUUGGUGGUGAAGGCUCUGGGUUACUGAUCAGAAGGUCGGGGGUUCAAGCCCCAGCGCUGCCAGGCUGCCACUGUUGGGGUCUUGAGCGAGGCCCUUAACCCUCUCUGCUCCAGGGGGCGCUGUAUCACGGCCGACCCUGCGUUCAGACCCCAACUUCCUACCAUGCUGGGGUAUGAAGAAAAGAAUUUCACUGUGCUGUGAUGUAUACGUGAUUAAUAAAGAUGCAUUAUCA